Messenger RNA from Oikopleura dioica, 225 nucleotides. The record is from the annotation of a GenBank genome assembly. NCBI's taxonomy places the organism in Eukaryota, Metazoa, Chordata, Appendicularia, Copelata, Oikopleuridae.
AUGAAAAUUUUCGGUUUUUUCGCACUCGUCCUCCAGGCCCAGGCUCAGUCCGACGUUGAGAAGCUAAAAGCGCUGAUGUCCGAGCUCGGCUUCCAAGUGCCUAAAAGGACCUACGCCCCGGAAGAACAGUUUGUGGCGCGCUCCCCAUUCGGAUACGCCCGCCGCUCCAACGUGGAAGACCUCGCCGCCCUCAAAGCGUACUUGGACAGUCAACUCGAGGAAUGA